Olea europaea var. sylvestris is the source of this 954-nucleotide messenger RNA. RefSeq names its product DNA-directed RNA polymerases II, IV and V subunit 8B-like. Gene Ontology annotation, cellular component: RNA polymerase III complex; RNA polymerase I complex; RNA polymerase II, core complex. The record is from RefSeq and is a predicted model, not a curated record. NCBI's taxonomy places the organism in Eukaryota, Viridiplantae, Streptophyta, Magnoliopsida, Lamiales, Oleaceae. The coding region runs from base 188 to 667 and encodes 159 amino acids. Gene Ontology annotation, biological process: DNA-templated transcription. The transcript is spliced from 5 exons. Gene Ontology annotation, molecular function: DNA-directed RNA polymerase activity.
AAAUUGGCUCAGCUUGCCCGGAAAGCUGAGCGCAAGCUGGCUUGCUCAACAGAAGUGCUGCUCGGCUCAUCAAUUUUUAGCUGAAAUUGCAUAUUUAUCUAAAUUUAGCUAGACAUUUCGUGAGCCAUUAGCAAGCUGGCUUGCACACCAGCAUACGAGCUCACUAGCUACAUCGCCAGCAUCUUGCAUGGUCAAACUGACGACAACUUGCAGGAUAUAUAUGGCUGAAUUUCACUUUGAUGAAAUAAUCAAGGUCAUUGGUAUCGAUGACAAAAGAUAUGAGAAGGUUUCGCGCAUUGAAGCCCAAUCUGAAGAUGAGGACGUUUAUCUGGAACUAGACGUUCAUAGUCAACUAUAUCGUAUGCUCCAGGGGGAGAAAUUUAGGAUGGUGGUAUCGCAUACUCUCAAUGCAGAUGGUUCAGCAGUUACUGGCCAUAUUUCUGAGGGCAAACAGAAAUCACUUGCGGACAAAUUUGAGUAUGUCAUGCAUGGGCUGCUAUAUAAGAUGUCGGAAGAUAAAGAAAAGCAAAAUGAUGGAAGCAACACUGUUAAAGUGGUGGUAUAUAUUUCUUUUGGUGGGCUUCAGCUGAUGCUGAAAGGUGAUCCCCUGAAAAUGCACAAGUUCAGACUUGAUCAAAGGUUGUUUCUUCUCUUGAGGAAGAUUUGAAGCUUAUUUUUUCGGAAUGCGAGCCUGGUUGAUAUGUAUGGGAAUUCUGGAUGGUUUGUUUUAUUUAUCAUUGUGGUCUCUUUUUAAAGAUGGUGCAGAAAUGAAAAACUCUGGAUUGUGCUGAGGAUUUGGAGCAUUUAAAUCGUAACUUUUUAGCUCAUUCUAGUUUCUUGUGAGCCUUGCAUAGUUGCAUACAACUAUGAAAUGUGGCACAUUGACUUGAAACGUUACCUUCUCUUGUUUUCGUUCUUUUCCUAUAGGCCCGUAAAAGCUUAAUUCUUUGUCCA